CCUCACUCCCCCCCCCCCCCCCCGAUCACCAGCAGAUGAUGUUUCCCCAAGUUUCUUCCCUUCUGACGAGCUUCCGCGCUCUGCCCUGGGCUGCCAAGGUGGUUGUUGCUUUUGCCCUGGCAGCUGGCAUCAAUCGCCUCGUUGCUGGCCCGAAGAAGCGCAAGAGCCUCAACGACCGGCUGGUCGUGAUCACCGGCGCCGGCUCCGGCAUCGGCAAGAUCAUGGCUUUCAUGUGCGCCGAGCGCGGUGCCCAGGUUGCCCUCUGGGACAUCAACUUCGAGGCUGUCUCGGCCGUUGCCGCCGAGAUGAAGGCUCGGUUCCCGGCUCGCAGUGGCUUUGUCCAUCCGGUUUUCUGUGACGUCUCCAGCGAGGCCUCCGUCAAGGUGGCCCACCGGGAGACACUGCUGCUCUUCAGCGGCGUGCCUCUGACCAACCGCACCCUGGCCAGCGACGGGGACCUCUCAGCCGUCCUGGAGUCCCUGCCCCAGCCGGAUCCCUCGUUCAAGGUCGACGUCAUGAUUUGCAACGCCGGUGUUGUCCAUGGGCGCCCCCUGGUGACGGCCUCGCGCAGUCAGAUCGAGCGCACCUUCUCGGUGAACGCCCUCGGCCCUGUGUGGUGCACGCGUGCCGUCCUGCCCGCCAUGAUGACCCCGCCCAAGGGGGCCUCAGCCCGUGGCGGCCACAUUGUCUACGUGUCCAGCGCUUCGGCCCUCGUGGCGCCGGCCGGCCUCGGAGACUAUGCCGCCAGCAAGGCCGCCGUGUCGGCCCUCGGUGAGAGUGUCCGCAUGGAGACCCAGGCCAAGAACCGCGCUGCGCCUGGCUGGAACGGCGUGCACACCUCCAUCAUCAUGCCCAUCUACAUUAACACCGGCAUGUUUGAGGGGGCCAAGAUGCGGUCGCGUGCCAUGGCCAUGCUCGAUCAGGACUGGACUGCCGCCCAGAUCAUCAAAUCCAUUGAGGAGGAGCGUGAGGUGGUUCCCCUGCCGCGGUCCAUCUGGAUGGUGUCCGUUGUUCGGGCCCUCUUCCCGACCCGCGUCUUCGACUGGGUGGCCUUCUUCUCCGGCUCCAACAACUCGAUGGACAACUUCUCCAGUACCCGUGCCCUGAGCUCCUCCAGCCCGGACCUUUGAAUGUGCCAUGCCUCCCGGGCACCCGGACAGAGAUGCCUGUGCGAAUGGGGCGCGCCUUCCACCACAUGUGCACGCCCAGGACCCCAUGUGCCUCGUCCGUCUGUGCUGGCAUUCUCCUGCUCCUCUCCCCGCCCGCCGCCUCUCCUACCGGACUUGCUGCCGUGGCGAUGCCCUUUCGGGAGCAGGGGAGGACGCAGAAAAUGGACCAAAAAAUUGGCUUCUCCUCCCGGCAGCUGGGCAAUCAUUCGCAACCAGCCGGACUGCUACCUACUUAUCCCUCUUGAUAAAAUGAAUGACUUCUUCUUUUGUCCC
Messenger RNA from Fonticula alba, 1442 nucleotides. RefSeq lists its product as hypothetical. The coding region runs from base 36 to 1130 and encodes 364 amino acids. The record is from RefSeq and is a predicted model, not a curated record. The transcript has 6 exons. Gene Ontology annotation, molecular function: oxidoreductase activity, acting on the CH-OH group of donors, NAD or NADP as acceptor. NCBI's taxonomy places the organism in Eukaryota, Rotosphaerida, Fonticulaceae.